Molecule: messenger RNA, 3742 nt
Organism: Mycena citricolor
Lineage: Eukaryota; Fungi; Basidiomycota; Agaricomycetes; Agaricales; Mycenaceae
Source: the annotation of a GenBank genome assembly
CUUGGGUGCUAUACUUAGCAAGAUACUUAUGUAGCAAGACUUGGCACUACGCUCGUUAUUCAGGAGAUCAGCAAUCUACGCCUAACUUGUCCUCAACUUGCAAAUCACUCUCUUCAACAUUCAGACUACAUCACACUCUCCAACUAAUGCCCCCUGUACAACUCAAAACUGGGACUUGCGCACGGUGUCGAUCGAAGAAGACCCGCUGUGACGGGAAUGAGCCGUGCAACAAAUGCUCCGCCGCGAAUUCGACAUGUAACUAUCCCGAUGGUGCGAAGGAGGGUCGUUUUGGGAUGGAGUUAAAGAAGGGUGCUGCAUGUAUCCCUUGUCGAAAGAAGAAAAAGCGCUGCGACGGAAUGCUGCCCUGCCGAACCUGCAUUGCAGGCCGGCAUACCAUUCCCUGCACAUACGCAGACAAUGUUGAGCCUCUUCGCCGUCCAUCUCCCGGAAGACUAGAAACCCCCAACGCCUCGCCUCUACUGGAUAUCUCCUCGGCGAGCAGCGCCUCCUCGUCCACUCUAUCCGAUACUUCACCUUCUAGUGUGGAUGAGCAUUUCCGCUUCAUUAAUUCUCGUGGAUUUUCCCCCAGUCCCUUCGUCGAUGCCGAAUUGCCUGACUACAUCACCUUCUCUGAUUUGUCUCAGGCGCGAGAACUGUUCGUAGACUUCGCGGAGGAUCGAGACUUGGUCGGUCAAUUCCAGAAUAUGCGCAAGAAUGAUCCUCCAAAACCUGACACUCCGACAUUCGAUCUCAUCUUCGAGUCAGAGGUGCAGGGGCAAGUCUACUCGUUACCCGAGACUCCAAAAGACAAGGAGGAUGAAUUGGUGACGAUUCGCAAGCUGUUCUUGAAUCAUCGUUGUCAAUUUGGGCUGAGCGUGCCCCAAUCGGCACUGGAAGCGCUGAAGCAUGGGAAACCGCUCGACGAAGAACACAUGCAUCCUGUCCUCCUCCACGCCUGUCAGCUACUCGGCUAUAUGCUCGCUCGGCACUUACAACAUGGGACUUGGGUCCCAUUACCCGGCCAGAGCGACCGCGAAGCGGAGCAGAUUCAGCUUUGCCUUGGUGCAAUGAAAGAUGCUUCGACGGUGUCGUAUUUGCAGACACUUGGGCUCAUGUCGAGCUACUUCUUCAACAAGGGCGAUCUCGUGCGAGCACGAGACAUGAUUGAGAACGCGUACAGGCAUUUGCAGGAAACUGGAUGGAUGGAGACACUAUCGGGCCCAGAUUCUGAAAAGGAACCAGAGCCCGCAGAGCCCAGUUGGGGCUUUUCAGCCGGACCGAAGACCAAGGCAGAUCAGGCCGAAGCCGCGAUUGCUCAAAUCGUGUAUCUGGAUCUGGUGCACAUGCUCAUCCUGAAACUUCCUUCGUUGCUUUGCGAGAGUGCUCGAGACCGACUAAGGGACCAAAUGGACCGACCACGUUCAAACGCCGAGGUCAAUUUCCUUCGCGCCAAAAGUGCACUGCUUCUCUGGGAUGCGCAGCAACUGGCUAAAGAAUACCCCGGGAAAAGCUCACCCGAAGCAUUGUUCACUGGUUGGCACGAACAACUGUGGAAAUUGAUGGAAUCCAUCGCCGUGCAUCGGAGCUUCCUUUCGUUGACGCUGAACAAGGGUUCUUUCUGUCCGAAGUUGCGCUUCAUCAUGCUGAGCAUCAAAGUCUGCAUGAUUCUGACGAUGACGGCCCGAAUCACACUGACCGAAGUGUUCGAAGUAUCCAACAAGGAGAUGUUCGCCUCGAGAAUCGAUGCAUGCUUAGAAAUCAUGAGCAUCACCAAUGACUUGAGUCCGGAGGAUUGCGAAUAUCUCGAUCCCGUUCUUUCCGUUUGUUGGACCGCGCUAAUCAAACUCGUGGAUUCCUGCACACACCAGCCAACGCAUGUCAAGCAGACCAUGAUGCACGACCCUGCGGCCCUGGCGUCUGUAAUCCGGGAUCGCAACCAGACCUUGCAGAGACUGCUGCCAUUUACACUCACCUUGAGCGAUCCUCCGUCAGAUGCCUCUCAAUUGCCAUGAUGGACUGCGUUGAACCCCGCUCCUUGUCUUGCUUUUGUUUUGUUCUAGCAACGGACUUUAAAUAAUCGCUAUCAUCUCUGUACCUUAAUACUAUUGCAAUUCAUUCGUUUCUCUCUCGUCCUGAUACAGCUCAAUUGCAUGCGAGCAGCUAGAUGUAUGGUUACUCACAAAUACUGGCCACAGGGCAUCCGUGCUCUCCCGACGCGGACAUAAGAACCUCGUCCGUUUCUCUCCCUGUUUCAAGGAUGCGAAAGCUUCAGGCAGUUGACGGCGUGCCGUAUCCCGCAUCAUUGGAAGAGGGUCAACUCCUGGCAUUGGAUCGGGCACAGUGAAUGCGUCUGUGAAGUUCUGCACCGCGGAUGAGACAAAGUAUGUGGCACAGGAAAAGACAGGUCUGACAGUAACAAAACCUUUCCAAGCACCGGCCACUCGCUUUGACAUGUUUCUACUCGCUUUCGAUGACAUCGAUGGAGACGCCGACUGCUCGGCCUCAGACUCAGCCGGUUUUUCGUCCAUGGAGGGAUUGAAGCUAGUGAUGGAAGAAUGCUGCGAGCUGACGGAAGAUGUUGAUUGGCCAGAGCAGAAAGAGGAAACAGACGUGCGGCGAGAAGGAGACGAGGCAGGGAAGCUUGUUUUUGUGGAGAAGAAAAGUGCUGGGUCUUCCACCUCAUAUCGAAUCAUCCUAUUGGCGUCACAAUGUCGUCCUGGCUUCUCCCCUCUACGUCUGCUGCUGGCAGGCUGCUCGCCGCACGCGGACUGACUCCUCCAGCUAUGUUCUCCGCACUGGCACUCUCCGUCGUCGACACCCUCUCCCUCCUGAAGCUCAGCCCACGAGAAUCUCCGCAGAUCUAAUGAGUCCCGGAUCACACGGCGUUUCCAGCCGUCUACCCGCUGUUGGUGGGUAGCUUUCAAGUAGGCUGAGUGUAUACAUUGAGAAGCAUCAUAGUCUGUUUGCUUGAGGACCGGAAUGAUGAUGCCGGUGGCAAGGAAGACGUUCGGAGCGGGGGGAUAGAAUUCAUGAUACUUUUGCUUAGGCUUGAAAGAGAACUUCGAGGAGGAGGAGGCCUGGACUCCAGGCAUGAUAGUCGUCAACGAGAGAAGAGGGAGCCCCAGUACAGCGUAUGCCCUGCAUUCUCAGUGUCCGAGACAUGUAGGCGGAUCAGCGAGAUGGGGCCAGUACAUAAGUUAAUUGAAACCGUCAAGAGAUUCAGAUUGUCCGUCACGUUAUCGUUGAUUACGUGAUUAUGUCGUCUGCGGUACCUUAAAGUUCUGCCCCGGACUUCCUUGGCCUGUAGAUUUCCUACUCAAUGCUGCCAAACAGGUCAAAGGACAUUCAAUUAUAGCUAUCGCCUGGCAUAUGUACAUGUGUGACCAGCAGUCAGUCAAUCAAAUCCCAAUCUUACCAGAUGCGUCCUUGUCCACUCCCAUCCAACGUCGCCAUGCAAGUCGAACACCGCGUUUCCACACCGUCUUGGAUCACCAGCUACUUCACCUCCCAGAAACAGCAGAAGAUUGUGCAUGAAGCUUUGAGGAAACGGGAACGUGCUCGCCAGGCCAUUCGCAGUUACCAUUUGGAAGGACUCCAAAAUCCACCUAAAGACGUUCCUCGGCCCAUCUUUGACUUCUAUUCGAUCGCACAAGGGACUCAUCCUGAUCAUGAACGGAAGAACCGUUAUUGUGAUAUCGUUCCAUACGACAGGACGCGCGUUCUUGACCCAAGGGACUCUCAG